Seriola aureovittata is the source of this 4089-nucleotide messenger RNA. RefSeq lists its product as uncharacterized. Gene Ontology annotation, cellular component: membrane. Bases 203 to 1513 code for a protein of 436 amino acids. The record is from RefSeq and is a predicted model, not a curated record. Lineage: Eukaryota; Metazoa; Chordata; Actinopteri; Carangiformes; Carangidae. The transcript is spliced from 10 exons.
GAAGGUUCUUUAACUUUAACCCAGUAGUUAAUAUAACCCAGCCUGUUCAGCCUUUUCCUGAUAGAGCCCAGGCAUCAUAAAGAGGAGGAGCCUUGACGGGCAGUUUCCUUCUCAUGUGUUUUCUCACAGCGAAACAUCUGUCUGGGCUCAGUCAGUGGUUGUUUCCCUUCUGAGGCACCUGGAAAAUUAAAACCGCAAAGACAUGGCUGCUGAGAUGGAUAACAAUAAAAAAACAUUUUGCAGGAAGCCACAUCCCACACUGUGGACUGCAACAUUGUUGGUGAUCGCAUAUGCUGUCUGGUGUGUACUGCUGUGCAUCUUGGCAGCAUCAGGGCACCUUCUGAACAGCAAGAGCCUGGAAUGUGGGAACAGUGAUGAGGACGCGUCCAAACUGAAAAGAAAGGCCCUACUGGUGUACUGGUGGUCAGGGGUCAGUCUGCCGAUCUGUAUCCUGCUACUGAUGUCAAUUUGGAUAAGGAGAUUGGGGUCGUGCUUGUGGUUUCUGUCACUGUGUGCGAUCUGUGUCCUGUUUGUGGUCAUGGUUGUAUCUCUUACAAAGGCUUGGAAGAAAGAGAAUGAGGAAAUACAAGCGUUUGAGGAGCACUACCUGCACCUGAGACCUCUGAGACAUACACCAGGAGACUUACAAACACAUUUUAAUGAUGGAAAAUGUAAUAGCAGUGACAACGUGUACCGCUGGCAGACUGAGUUUAAGUGUUGUGGACUCAUAAACCACAGCGACUGGUGGCCGGCCAUCCCCGACUCCUGCCUAUGUGAAGGAGAGGACGACAGCUCUGAAUGUGUCCUAUAUGGAAACAGCCUCGUUCAUGAGAAGCCUUGUCUCCCUACAGUCCUAUUCCUUGAAGAAAAACGCAACUCCACGUUCUGGAUCAUCAUGAUAGUUUGGCUCAUCAUUGUCGGUGCGCCGGUUUCCAUCCUCAUGUUGUUCCUUAUGGCCAUGAUUAUGAUGUGUUAUUAUAUGUUCUGUUUCGAGCCAUGUUGGUACAAGCUGAGUGUUUGGAAAUACAAACUGAGUGGAGGAGAGGAAAUGGUUCCAGUGGUGUUCAUCAGAAAGGACAACAACGACAAAACAGAGGAGGACAACAGGAAAGAUGGGGAAGCGAAAGAAAGCGACAGCGAUGAGGCUGUAGUCUUAGAUGUAGAAGACGGAAAAAACGUGGAGGGAGAGGGACGAGAAGCAGAGGAGGAAUAUUUGGAUGACAACCCAAUGAGAAUGAUUCCUCUUUCACUGCUGAGCAGGCUGCAGGAAGAGCUGGACCCUCCCCCUGUCCAACACCAGGUUCGAUGCAUGUGUAUAUUUCCAAGUAAACCCAAGGACUUCUACAUUGUCACGAUAGAGGAGGAUUCACCGCUGCUACCCAGUUAUGCCGUGUUGGCUGAUGCCAACAAACCACCCAAUGUCUGUCUUUGGGCAGAGGGACACCAUGUUUUUGUAGUUGAACAUAUUAUUUGGCCUAGAGAGAGUAAACCGCAAGGCACGCCACCAUCGUAGGGUUAGUGUCUGGUGCUGUCUAUACAACACUGUGCUGCACAUUUUCACAGACUACAAUACAUAAAAUCCUAAGAAUUGUGUUUUAGGGAUAACUUGCAUUACAAAUAUUUGGUGGCUCGUAUUUUUUAUACGACCUUACGGAUGUUCAAAUUAAAAGUACAUAUCAAGAGUAUUGCAUUCUGUCUCUUUUGAAGCUUUGCUCUUUGUAUUUCACUUUCUUGCUUAGCUGCAACCAUGAUGUUCCCAUAUUUUACUAGCUACUACAUUUUCUAUCAUCUCUGUGAUUUACCCCAUCAUCAUGUUACAAAAAACAUUUUAAAAGUAUAACAAUUAUUCUGACAAACGCUACUACUCAAAAACACACUUGAAUUACUUGUUGACUUUCAUUAGGUACAUUUGUGAACCACAGUCUAAAUAAUAAACAUCUAAUCUAUGCACUUUCCAGACUGAAAUAUUUCAUCAAAUAUUGGAUUGGAUUGCUAUGAAAUUUUAUACAGAUGUUCAAGAUCCCAAGAGGAUGAAUCCAAUAGUUGUUGAGAGUUGAUCCAGAAGAGUCUCUCGUUUUCCAUCUCAGCUCCACCUCUCUGUGCUCGAUGAAUAGACCAUAAAUGUAAUAAACAACUUGUGCCUUCCUGCUCCAGUAUCUGAUACAGUAUGAUUAUGGUCACAGUGUGGGAGUGUUUGUCAGCAAAAUUAAAUUAUGUAAAACUUAAUAGCCUUGUGACGGGAAACGUUGGUGUGUUUAGAAGUCGUUGCCGAGCAAUUCCCUUCUGGUUUCCCCUCAUUCCACUUGAGCUUAUCUAAUGUAAGCAGAGCAGGGACCUCUGGCUGACUGCAGUUAAAACAAACAGCAGUAACUCAUCCACAGUCUGUGUGGGUGAUAGAAUAUGGACUAGAUCACUGUGACAAUUUUUUUAUGCAAACUUUUCAAUACAUUAGUUACAUUUAAAAAGUUUUGAGUACUCAGAUCCUUCAGUUAAAGCAUCUAUAAUCUGUAUUUUUAUAUAAGGCAGAUAACAAUGUGAUAAACCCACAGAGAAUCAAACUGAAUCUGCAGCUUUCCUCGACUUUAUGGAGCAAGUGUCAGCUCAUUAUUUAGAUGUUUGGCCCAAGUCUUUAAAGUCCACUGUACACUACCUGCUGGACACUAAACAGACAGUUAGCAACUAUAUGGUGGACAUAAUGGAGCAUUAUUUAGCAGCUAAGCCCCAUAGAUUUCCUUCAGGAGCUGGUUAAGACCAAAACAGAGCUAAAAGAGAGUGAACACUAACUUUACAUUUCUCAGCUGGCUACAAACAUGACCCAAAACAAAUUAAUAUGUUGCCUAUAACUGCUGGAUGUGUAAAUAAGCAAGUUUGCGCAAAAGUUUGGUGAUAUGUCAGUGAUGUGCUCAUGUUUCCGUGGAGUUCUUUUCAAAGGGGCUAUUUGUAAGUUUUGAUAUUGCUACAUAGCUAACGUUAGCAUUAACAGCUGUUUACCUACCAGUCUAGAAGAAAUGUUGUGAGCUCAACAUGAAACUUCAUUCCUUUACUCGCCAAGAGCUGUCUCCAGCGGUGAAAAGCAACGCCAAUCUUAAGUCUUGUCUCUAUCACGUCUUCCCUUCUACUGAACUUAGCAUGCUAACCAGCUAGCCCUGGCCCGUCCGGUCUCUUUCCGAUAGCGACUCACUGUAGCCUCCAGUCUGCCAGAAGAGGUAGUGCUGAGGGUGUAUUAUAACCACCUGUCUUUUAAAUGCAACCAUGGCUGAAGCUCACCACAAUCCACUCCCGGCAACAAACAACAACAGAAAACUUAAAUAGAGAUAGAAUAAAGAUUUUUUUUUUGCAGAUUUGUAUGAGAUGAGAUAUUUGUCUGCUUCCCUGGUCUUAUCAAGCACUGGAUUUAUUCAGCAGUUCCACUUGAAUUUCAUGCUCUGAUUGUGUUUUUACCUUUUUUUUUUUUUUUAUUUUUUUUUUUUACAUAUUUUACACAGAAAAAUAAUCACAUGACAGAUUGCACAUUUUAAGUUUCUUUUAAUGGACGUGACAAAACUUCUACAUAUUUGUGGAAAAAUGUACCUCAAUAAUGCUCAAAGUAUAACAUAGUCAAAGAAAAUUGUAAAACUUUGGAACACAUAUGUAAACAGUAAUUUAAAUAAAUAAAACUAGAGAGCAACACAUACUGAGAACAAAAUUUAUAAAUAAUUCAACUUUAACCUUUCACCACUCAGAUUUCAAACAUUACAAACAAGUGCAAAGACAGAAGAUUUAACAUUUAAGACCAAAAAGCAAAUGUAGGCUGUGGUUUUAGGCCUUGCGUGUAUUUCUUUUUGCUUGUACUUUGAUUCACUCACUAAAGUUCAAGUACAAAAUAAUUAAACAUUAGAAAAAACAUGUUUCCCGGGAGAGCACAGCAUUUUCUGUGACUUUUACCAGGUCAUUAUCAGAUGUUUUAUUUUUGACCCUCAAGCCCUGAGCAUCCUGGUUUUAGUGGCAUGGCUCUAGUGUUAAUAAUCACACGGACACUCUAGUUGAGGGACAUAAACACGCACACACACGCACGCACGCACGCACGCACACACACACACACACACACAC